Oncorhynchus kisutch (coho salmon) is the source of this 2884-nucleotide messenger RNA. RefSeq names its product T cell immunoglobulin and mucin domain containing 4 (gene timd4). The record is from RefSeq and is a predicted model, not a curated record. Gene Ontology annotation, biological process: cytoskeletal rearrangement involved in phagocytosis, engulfment; apoptotic cell clearance. Lineage: Eukaryota; Metazoa; Chordata; Actinopteri; Salmoniformes; Salmonidae. The coding region runs from base 1632 to 2408 and encodes 258 amino acids. The transcript is spliced from 6 exons. Gene Ontology annotation, molecular function: phosphatidylserine binding.
AACAAGUACAAAUAAUUGGAGUUUAGGCUGUUGAAUGAUUGGGUACAUGGGUGUAGUUCGAGUUGGAUGCCCCGCCCCCACAAUCUGACUAACACCACAGAAACAGCCUCACUCUUUGUGUGUCCUUUGUUUACUACUAGAAUGACACGGGUCUCCAACGGCUUUGUUCUAGACAGGUUGGCAGCUUUGGCCUUGGCUGGAGGUGUACUGUCCGCAGCUACAUUGAGUAGGUCUAACUGUUCAACGUUCGGCAGCUACAUUGAGUAGGUCUAACUGUUCACAGCUACAUUGAGUAGGUCUAACUGUCCACAGCUACAUUGAGUAGGUCUAACUGUUCACAGCUACAUUGAGUAGGUCUAACUGUCCACAGCUACAUUGAGUAGGUCUAACUGUCCACAGCUACAUUGAGUAGGUCUAACUGUCCACAGCUACAUUGAGUAGGUCUAACUGUCCACAGCUACAUUGAGUAGGUCUAACUGUCCACAGCUACAUUGAGUAGGUCUAACUGUUCACAGCUACAUUGAGUAGGUCUAACUGUCCACAGCUACAUUGAGUAGGUCUAACUGUCCACAGCUACAUUGAGUAGGUCUAACUGUUCACAGCUACAUUGAGUAGGUCUAACUGUCCACAGCUACAUUGAGUAGGUCUAACUGUUCACAGCUACAUUGAGUAGGUCUAACUGUCCACAGCUACAUUGAGUAGGUCUAACUGUUCACAGCUACAUUGAGUAGGUCUAACUGUUCACAGCUACAUUGAGUAGGUCUAACUGUUCACAGCUACAUUGAGUAGGUCUAACUGUUCAACGUUUGCAGCUACAUUGAGUAGGUCUAACUGUUCAAUGUCCACAGCUACAUUGAGUAGGUCUAACUGUUCAAUGUCCACAGCUACAUUGAGUAGGUCUAACUGUUCAACGUUCGGCAGCUACAUUGAGUAGGUCUAACUGUUCAACGUUCGGCAGCUACAUUGAGUAGGUCUAACUGUCCACAGCUACAUUGAGUAGGUCUAACUGUCCACAGCUACAUUGAGUAGGUCUAACUGUUCACAGCUACAUUGAGUAGGUCUAACUGUCCACAGCUACAUUGAGUAGGUCUAACUGUUCACAGCUACAUUGAGUAGGUCUAACUGUCCACAGCUACAUUGAGUAGGUCUAACUGUUCACAGCUACAUUGAGUAGGUCUAACUGUCCACAGCUACAUUGAGUAGGUCUAACUGUUCACAGCUACAUUGAGUAGGUCUAACUGUCCACAGCUACAUUGAGUAGGUCUAACUGUCCACAGCUACAUUGAGUAGGUCUAACUGUCCACAGCUACAUUGAGUAGGUCUAACUGUCCACAGCUACAUUGAGUAGGUCUAACUGUCCACAGCUACAUUGAGUAGGUCUAACUGUUCAACAUUAGACAUGGCAGUUUUCAUACAAUAAUGUGUUUUGGUGUUACUUUGAGUUAUUUGACAUGGCUGUGUAUUAGUUUUUCCAUACCUACAUAGGCCUACUGUUUCGAAGACUACCAUACUUUUACUAUAAUUAUAGCAACCGAAUUGAGAUGCGUAGCAAGCUACAAAAUAUAGCCCUUUGAUCAAAACUUGAGGCAAAAUUGAGAAAGUUUCGUGGUUGACCUUGGGAUGUUGUUAAGAUGUGUACGGAACCUUUGGAAGGUGGAAAUAGCCUUGUCAUACCUGUGUUUAUUUCCCCCUGCUCAACAGCCAGGUGUUCAGUGUCAGCAUUCAAGGUGAUGGAAGGUGCUACUGCGACAUUGUCCUGUCAAUAUUCAGUGAGCCGUUUGGGUUUGAGCCGCGUGUGCUGGGGACGAGAAUGUGGCACGUUCUGGUGCAACAACAUCCUCGCGCAGACAGACAAACAUGGCGUCAUCUCCAAGGUGUCGGACAGGUACAGACUGGCAGGUGAUGUCCUCGCGGGAGAAAUGGACCUGGGAAUUCUCGACGUCAAGCGGACAGACAGUGGGCCAUACUGUUGCAGAGUGGACAUAGAUGGCAUUUUCAACGACAAAAAAAUUAUUCAAAACUUAAGGGUCAUGAAAGCUCCAGUGACCGUUUUGCCAACAAGCACCACUGUACAUGUUACAGAAGCUCCUUCCACCACAGAACACUGGAGAGCUGUUGAAUCAUCACAUCUAGCCAUUCCAAGACAGAACACCAGUCUUUUCCCUUCGCAAACACUUAUGGAGGAGCCUCUUCCCAGCUUCUCUCUCCAGAUCAACAUCCCAGUGCUCUCUCUCUCCCUCAGUCUGCUCCUACUUAUAAUGGGGGCCUUGGUCAUAUUGGGGUUUAAACGAGGGAUUCACAGAAGAGCUUUAAAGACAGGCUGUUUGUCAGCCAAAGAGCCGCCUCACAUCGUCUAUGAGAUCCGCAUGAGGAGACCUGUGGAGGAGAACAUCUAUACUCUGGACUAGGGUGGAAGAGCCAGAGCACUGAUCUGUCCAAUAGACGGGUGUUAACAUGAUAGUGAGGACAGCCAGACUGAUGUCUGUUUUGUCACAGUGGGUGUGUCCCAUAAGGCACCCUGUUCCCUAUAUAUUGCAUGACCAGGUAGCUGGGAAUAGGGAACAGGGUGCCUUAUGGGACGCACCCACACUGUGACAAACAGACAUCAGUCUGGCUGUCCUCACUAUCUUUUUAACAGCCAUCUAUCUAUUGGACGGAUCACUGUUGCCUGACAGCUGCUGUCAGAAUGAUCACCUCUCUCAGAGGCUCUACUUUCACUUAUGGUAUCUAUGGGAGUUCCCCCUGCCCCUAUGUAAAAUGAAUUCACUUUUUUAUAUAUUGUUAUUAUGUAGUGGUGUGAUGUUUUUUAGAUGCACAGUAUUGGUUGUUAUCACAAGCGGUCUAACUUUUAUGCCUCUUUCUAAUAAAACAAAAUGACCUAAAA